Messenger RNA from Anopheles stephensi (Asian malaria mosquito), 568 nucleotides. Its product is annotated as 13 kDa deflagellation-inducible protein-like. The transcript has a single exon. The coding region runs from base 154 to 504 and encodes 116 amino acids. NCBI's taxonomy places the organism in Eukaryota, Metazoa, Arthropoda, Insecta, Diptera, Culicidae. Gene Ontology annotation, cellular component: centrosome; ciliary basal body. The record is from RefSeq and is a predicted model, not a curated record.
AACAUCUGGCAUUCGUACCAAACCACAACGAGUUGUUUACAUACGAUCAGCCAAAGAGAACGCGCCCAAUUUGUCCCUAUUUUGUUUUGGAAAUCCAACAACGAAUCAACGAAGUUUUAGCAAUACGAUAAACUCUACCCAUAACUCGCCACGAUGUCGGAAACGGCGGCACGUUUGCAAUCGCAUAACCAGGAAAUGGUAAAGUGUCUCAGUCAGCUUCGGACCCAGCAAACAGCGCUGGAGGAACGGAUAGCAACGCAGGAAAAGAAAAAAGACUCGCUCAGCAAGGAAAUGGAGAAGUUACAGCGCAUGCUAGACCAGCUUGAAACAUCUAUUGCCGAGGAUACGAAAAAAUUGAACGAUUGUUCGAAGCGGCUCACCGAAACGGAGAAUGGUUACACGAAGGUGGUGGACACGUUGCAACUGCUGCUGCUAUCCGCCAAAGAGAAAACAGGCAGCACCAGCGUUACCCCGCACGAUGAUGCAAACAAACGUUCGAGUUAAUAUAAUGACCAGGCUAUGCAGUGAUUAAGGCAAUACAUUCUCUUUAGUUGAAUCCAAGACUUAA